UUUCUUGCUAGCUGUUUGUCACUUGAAAAUCAGUCAUGAAAAAUAUUAUUGGAAAAAGUUGGCGUGACUCUGCUUCGUUAAUAGUGCUCACAAAGCGGAAUAGCGAAGUGUUAUCGCGCGCUGAAGAUCGUGGCAAUGUUAAUUACGACAUAUUGUUACAGACUCGAACGAGUAAGGGUACGUUUGCCAACAGCGUGGUGUUUCCCGGCGGAGUCACCGAGUCCGUGGACGGAAGCAGCCGCUGGUGGGACUUGUUCAGGUCCUUCGGCUACUCGAAUAAAGAUUUCGAAGUAUUUCACCGCCCCAACACCAUAACUUCGGAGAUCUUCAAAAACAAUCCCAUACAAAGACAUCUACAGCUGAGAAUAACGGCAAUUAGAGAAACAUUUGAGGAACUGGGUCUCUUGAUCUGCAGUCGGGAUAGGAAGGAGAGUAGAGAUGAUAAUCUAUAUGCAAAUGUCAUAGAAGGUGUUGAUCUAAAACAUUGGCAAAAUCGGGUAAGCAAAAACCCUGAGGACUUGAUCACCCUGUGUGAAGAGCACCAGUGCUACCCGGAUAUUUGGUCCUUGUACUAUUGGAGCAACUGGCUCACUCCCAUCACACUCCCCAAGAGGUUUGACACUGCAUUCUUCAUUGCUGCAAUAAAAAAUAAACCUGAAUAUCUUAGGAGCUCCUCCGAAGUGGUUGAAGUAGAGUGGCUCCCUCCUCAAGAAGUUUUAAAUAGUGAAAGGAAAUUGCAACCGCCACAGGUUUAUGAAUUGCUCCGACUGUCCCAUGUGAAGGAUAUUGAAGAGCUAAUCACAUUUGCCUGUGAGAGGAGUGGUCAUGGUACUCACUUGUCAUAUCCAUUUGUUGUAAAAGCUAAGGAUGGCGUAUUGUUUGCAUUACCUGGUGAUGACUUAUACCCUUCAAGUGUAGACUACAACGACAAUACAACUAAAUAUAUAGACCAAACUAUAUUAGAGUUAAGAGAAUCUUCUAAAUCAGUUCAUAGAAUUGAAUCUAAGAAAAACAGUAGAUGCUUAGUUAUUCAGAAUUACAAACCAGAACAUCACAUUGAAAUGGAGAACAAAGCCUAUAAAGGUUUUACUACAGCUUAAAAUACAAUUUGUAAUUCCAGUUCAUGCCUUAAACUUGGCCUUAUUAGCAAUAUAAUAAGAACAGGUAUUGGUUCUAGUGCUAAAUCACAAGGUGUAGGUACAUUAGACAGUAACAAUGGCGGGCUCCGGGCACACGUGGCCCAACAGCCAGGACGACUACGAGCUCCUGGACGUCAUCGGCGUCGGCGCCACCGCCGUAGUGCACGCCGCCUACUGCCGCCCGCGCAACGAGAAGUGCGCCAUCAAGCGCAUCAACCUCGAGAAGUGGAACACGUCCAUGGACGAGCUCCUCAAGGAGAUCCAAGCCAUGUCCAGCUGCAACCACGAGAACGUCGUCACCUACUACACCAGCUUCGUGGUUAAAGAGGAGCUGUGGCUCGUGCUCCGACUGCUCGAGGGCGGCAGCUUGCUCGACAUUAUCAAACAUAAAAUGAGGAUAUCUAACUGCAAACAUGGUGUCUUCGACGAGGCCACCAUCGCCACCGUACUCAAAGAAGUGCUUAAGGGACUAGAGUACUUCCACCAGAAUGGACAGAUACACAGAGAUAUUAAAGCUGGUAACAUUUUACUUGGUGAUGACGGUAUCGUCCAGAUCGCAGAUUUUGGUGUAUCUGCGUGGCUUGCAACCGGCCGGGAUCUCUCACGACAAAAGGUUAGGCACACGUUCGUAGGCACGCCGUGCUGGAUGGCGCCUGAAGUGAUGGAGCAAAACCACGGCUAUGAUUUCAAAGCCGAUAUUUGGUCAUUCGGAAUUACAGCUAUAGAAAUGGCUACUGGCACUGCACCAUAUCACAAGUAUCCGCCCAUGAAGGUACUCAUGCUUACCCUACAAAACGAUCCGCCCACGCUCGACACUGGCGCCGAAGAGAAGGACCAGUACAAGGCGUACGGUAAAACGUUCAGGAAAAUGAUAUUCGAGUGUCUGCAGAAAGACCCUGCAAAACGACCGACGGCUACCGAACUGUUAAAGCACUCGUUCUUUAAGAAGGCGCGCGAUCGCAAGUAUCUAGUGUCCACUCUGGUGACAAUCGGACCCAGCAUGGAGACACGUGUACACAAGGCCAGUCGAAGGCAGCCCGGCGCGUCGGGGCGUCUGCAUCGCAUGGAGACCGGAGAGUGGGUGUGGGAGAGCGAGGAGGAGGACGACGACGAGGACGACGCGGCGCGGGACCGGCCCAUGAACACGCUGGAGCGCGCCGACAGCUCGGACAGCGACGACGACCGCGCCGCCUUCACCAUCGGCUCGGCCGGCGCACCCGACGCGCGACAGGCGCCACUCAUCAACCUCGUGCUGCGCAUGCGCAACGCGCGAAACGAACUCAACGACAUUCGCUUCGAGUUCGCGGCGGGCAAGGACUCUGCGGACGGCAUCGCCACGGAGCUGGUGGGCGCGGGGCUGCUGGACGCGCGCGACGCCGACGUGACGGCGCGCCAGCUGCAGCGGCUGGUGGACGACUUCCUGUUCCCGGCGGCCGGCGCCACCGCGCCGCGCUCGCUCACCUUCCGCCUCAACUCGGCGCCGCCCGAGCCCGAGGACGAGCAGAGCCUCAUCGGCUUCGCGCAGAUUUCCAUUGUGGACUGACCGGUGCCGCCGACCCGACUAUAUAAUAUAUUAUCUAUGCUUAGGACCUCCUACGUAUUUUAUGGGUGGAUAUGGAAUUAUAUUAGUUGUAUACCGUUUAUGCGGUGGUGAUUUUUGUGGACCGAUGGCCCCGAGGCGCGGCGACGUGUCGUAGCUCGGCGCGUCAAUGUACUCCCCGCUGCCUCCGGGCCGUGCUCUGCGCAGUGCGCAUCGAGUCGUCUGUAUACGAAAACUAUCGCCGCGUAGCUCAAAUGAAUGUAUAUUUUACAUUAUGAUUAUAAGGGUGAAUCUGAAUUUAUAAGAGUAUUUUUUGUGAUCGUACCGUGUCAAUUUUGCUGCUUUCCAACACUGUAAUCGAUUAACUCGGGCCCACAUUCGCAAAUAUUGCAAGCUAUACCAAGGAUGACAAUGUAUGACCUGAUAGAUUGCGCAAAUAGAAUGAAUACAUCCAACAUGUAAGUUAGCACUUCUAGCAUAAAUUAUACUUGUUUAUAAUAAAAAGCUACCUAUUACUGUAAUUCUUAUUACUUUAUAACAACUUCCAAGUGCCAUAUUUAUGAAAUAUGAAUGGAUUAAAUAAAAAUCGUAUACUGUAAGUCGACAGUGAUAUAAAAUUGCAUAUAAUAAAUCAUUACAGUGUUAAUUUAAAUAGCAGGUCUAUAUAGCACCAUAGAAUGUUCUUUUUACAUUGUUAUUUGUUUGUUGCUUAUUUUGGAAGUAUUUUAAUAAUAAAAGAUGAAAUCGA
Messenger RNA from Spodoptera frugiperda (fall armyworm), 3427 nucleotides. RefSeq names its product acyl-coenzyme A diphosphatase NUDT19. The transcript has 5 exons. The coding region runs from base 36 to 1100 and encodes 354 amino acids. Gene Ontology annotation, molecular function: hydrolase activity, acting on acid anhydrides, in phosphorus-containing anhydrides. Lineage: Eukaryota; Metazoa; Arthropoda; Insecta; Lepidoptera; Noctuidae. The record is from RefSeq and is a predicted model, not a curated record. Gene Ontology annotation, cellular component: mitochondrion.